AUGUCUGGCCACCCCGUGGCUCUCCCGCACUGGAUCCAGACCGUGUCUGGAUGGAGCGCUUUGGCGUCUCUGGUGAUCAUUUUUUUCAGCAUUCUUCUACACCUUCUAAAUUACAGAAAACCGUUCCAGCAGCGAUUGAUGAUCCGGAUCCAGUUGAUCGUGCCGCUUUUCGCCAUUCUGUGCUACUCAAUGCUCCGUGAUCCAACGGCCGUUUUUAACAAGUUUGUCGUCGAGCCGGUUCGAGAAAUAUACGAGGCGUUCGUCAUCUACACGUUCUUCUCGUUGCUUACCGAUAUGCUAGGAGGAGCCAAAAGCAUCAUCAUUAUGACCAGCGGGCGGCCUCCUGUGCUGCAUCCGGGGUUUGUGAAGUGGAUUCUUCCUCCCUUAGAUAUUCUGGACCCGCAGACGUUUUUGGCCAUCAAAAGAGGUAUUCUACAAUACGUCUGGUUGAAACCGGUCAUCUGUUUUGGUACCUUGUUUUUUGAGCUCCUCGGCUGGUACAACGUCAACGAUAUGAGCGCAAGCUCAUUGUACCUCUGGUUUACGAUCGUCUACAACUUCUCGGUGUCGCUCUCGUUGUACUGCCUUGCCAUCUUCUGGAAGAUCCUCUGGCAGGACCUUAAACCGUUCAACCCCAUGGGAAAGUUUCUUUGUGUCAAGCUCAUCAUUUUUGCCUCUUACUGGCAAGGUGUCCUCUUGGCGAUUCUCAACAUCAUGGGCGUUUUGCCAGGGGACAGUUCGCAGGACGAAAACGGAGCCCCAAACAUCGGUGUAUCUAUUCAAAAUGCCUUGCUUUGCGUGGAGCUAAUAGCCUUUGCCAUUGGCCACUGGCUUUCCUUCUCGUAUAAGCCCUAUACCAUCUCGAGGAUGCCCACGGGACGAGUGCAGUUUUACUACGCUCUUCGAGACAUGUUCGGCAUCAAAGAUUUGAUCGUGGACUUCGCCCUUACAUUUUACGGUGACUACUAUAAGGAUUAUAAGCAGUUUGACUCUGUCGAAGCCCUUAUAGCACAUCCGUCGCUGAAGAGCCGUAUGGGCCGUAUCAAUCAAGGUCUCCGCUACCAACCCGAUGGUAAGCAAAAGCACUGGCUCCCGCUGCAAAACCUACAGUCCUCGCCUCUGGCAGGCCAGGCCAGCAUCCGCAGCACAUCGGAGAUCAACGCCAUCUCCAACAAUAUUUAUCUGCAGCAGCACGGGCGUACACAUUCGAUUUACGCUCCAUCGCUAGCAUCCACUGGAACAUCCACCAGAGCUCUUUAUCCACAUUCCGAUAAGGGCAGCCCGCCAGCGUCGCCGUUGCUUUCCGACGCCCAUUCCAUCAAGACGAAUCCUUCCAAUUUGGAGGAGGAGUUCUCGGAAACCAUCUCGGAGACCCUCCGUAAGCUCAAUCCUAAUGUAAGCUAUGACAACGAGUACCUUGAUGAGGAUGAGCAGUACUACCAGGCUGCAUGCUCUGUUGUCAACAAUUACAACCUCGACCAAACGGAGGUGAAGAAGUUGGUCAAUUACCCGAUUGUGGAUGAGCUUAUCGUUGGCCACGAGUAUGGCUACAAAGUCAAAAAAUUGCGUGCGGAUCGGAUUCGCCAACAACGGCAAAACAACUACAGCAGCCUUUCCCGAAAUGACAACCGUGGGUACGGCAGUGUCUAA
This is a messenger RNA of Candidozyma duobushaemuli, 1650 nucleotides long. RefSeq lists its product as uncharacterized. Gene Ontology annotation, molecular function: transporter activity. Gene Ontology annotation, biological process: transport. Lineage: Eukaryota; Fungi; Ascomycota; Pichiomycetes; Serinales; Metschnikowiaceae. The transcript has a single exon. The coding region runs from base 1 to 1650 and encodes 549 amino acids. The record is from RefSeq and is a predicted model, not a curated record.